Messenger RNA from Rotaria sp. Silwood1, 902 nucleotides. NCBI's taxonomy places the organism in Eukaryota, Metazoa, Rotifera, Eurotatoria, Philodinida, Philodinidae. The record is from the annotation of a GenBank genome assembly.
AUGGCGAAUACUAAUGUUGAUAUUGAGAAAUAUAUUCGUACUUUUGAUGAUUUGUAUGGAGAAAUACAAAAAUCAAAAGAUAAUGAAAAAAAUGAUAUAAUAUUAACAGUCUUACCUGUCAUCAACAGAAUACCUAAUGCAAUGUUAAUCAAUUUAGUUGAUCAUAAAAUAUUUGUAGAAAUAAGAUCAAAAUUAAUUGAUUUAUUAGAUAAAUGGUUUAUGAAUGGAUUAAAUGAAGAUGAUACUGAAAUUUUCGAUUUAAUAAUUGAAGAAUUUGCAUUGGAAUAUCGUACUUGGAAAUGUGAUCUACGAAAUGAAGAAAUAUAUAAUAAAUUAUUAUUUUAUUCUCCAUUAUUAAACGUAAUAAAAACAAAUAUUGAUAAUAUAUCAUUGAAACCAUCGAAUGAUAGAGUUCUAUGUAUUUUCAACACAUUAGUAUAUAGAUUAAUAUAUUUAUCAGAUGUUUUUAAUGACAACAAAAGCAAUAUGCUUAAACCAAUAUUUGAUUCUAUAAUGGAACUUGUAACGAAGAAUGAUAGUAGUGAAAAAGAUAAUUUUAUUUUAACAUAUUACACACGUUUUAUUACAUUUGAUGGUUACCUUGAAAAAGCACUUAUAGGUGAUGAUAUUAUUGAUGCUAUUAUACAAGUGCCUUAUAAUAUACUACGUAGUCAAUGUCUAAUAGGACAUAAAUUAUUUCCAAAAAUCAUAUCAAUAUUAACAAAUUUAUUUGAUAAAUGGUUAACAUUAAAUGAACAUGAUAAAUUAAUUUGUUCAAAAAUAAUCGAUAUAUUCAAAAUAACAUAUUAUGGAUGUCUCUCUGGUGGAUUAAACAUGAUAUUAAAUCGUUCAACAUUAAUAAAUACAAUAAAAAUAUGUUUAGAAAAUAGUUUAAAAAUAAA